Gymnodraco acuticeps is the source of this 329-nucleotide messenger RNA. RefSeq names its product cytosolic carboxypeptidase 6-like. The transcript has 3 exons. The annotation marks the transcript as partial. The record is from RefSeq and is a predicted model, not a curated record. Lineage: Eukaryota; Metazoa; Chordata; Actinopteri; Perciformes; Bathydraconidae.
CACACAUGGAGCGUCCGCUGCCGCUGUGUGACAGAAUGGAGAGGAAGAUGGAGGAAAACACAGCUAGAGACGUCGAGACUGGCAGUGAAGCGGGGGCAGAGGACGCCUUGGUGGGGAACGUAAACAAACUGAUCGUGACUCCGCCAGGUUACUCUGGAGCGCCGCGGAAAGGACAUCUGCUGUUUGAUGCUUGCUUUGAGAGUGGGAACCUCGGUCGUGUUGACUACAUCAGUGAGUUUGAGUUUGAUCUCUUCAUCCGACCCGACACCUGCAACCCCCGCUUCAGAGUGUGGUUCAACUUCACCGUGGAGAACGUCCGCGAGACACAG